CCUGCAGCCAGCAGCAUUCAAACCUUGCAGAGUUUUGCUCUCUGAGAGCUUGUAAUAAGACACACUCUUAUAAGAGUUCAUGCUACAACCUAGCAAAGAACUUUAAAUUUUUGGAAGAACAAUAUAUUCAUUUUGGCAUUCUGCAGAGCAAAGUACACUUGGUGGCCUCUCCUCCUCCAUCCCUCAAAAUGAUAGCAGUCUCUGCAGUCAGCAGUGCACUCCUCUUCUCCCUUCUCUGUGAAGCAAGUGCCGUGGUCUUACUCAAUUCCACUGACUCAUCCCCGCCAACCAAUAAUUUCACUGAUAUUGAAGCAGCACUAAAAGCACAGCUAGAUUCUGCGGAUAUCCCCAAAGCCAGGCGGAAGCGCUACAUUUCGCAGAAUGACAUGAUCGCCAUUCUUGAUUACCAUAAUCAAGUUCGGGGCAAGGUGUUCCCACCGGCAGCAAACAUGGAAUAUAUGGUUUGGGAUGAAAAUCUUGCAAAAUCUGCGGAGGCGUGGGCAGCUACUUGCAUCUGGGACCAUGGACCUUCUUAUUUACUGAGAUUUUUGGGCCAAAACCUUUCUGUACGAACUGGAAGAUAUCGCUCUAUUCUCCAGUUGGUCAAGCCAUGGUAUGAUGAGGUGAAAGAUUAUGCUUUUCCAUAUCCUCAGGAUUGCAACCCCAGAUGUCCUAUGAGAUGUUUUGGCCCCAUGUGCACACAUUAUACACAGAUGGUUUGGGCCACCUCCAAUCGGGUAGGAUGUGCAAUUCAUACUUGUCAAAAUAUGAAUGUCUGGGGAGCUGUGUGGCGACGUGCAGUUUACCUGGUAUGCAACUAUGCCCCAAAGGGCAAUUGGAUUGGAGAAGCACCCUAUAAAGUAGGAGUACCAUGUUCUGCUUGCCCUCCAAGUUACGGAGGAUCUUGUACUGAUAAUCUUUGUUUUCCAGGAGUAACAUCAAACUACCUAUACUGGUUUAAAUAAGCU
Messenger RNA from Lutra lutra (Eurasian river otter), 968 nucleotides. RefSeq names its product peptidase inhibitor 15 (gene PI15). The record is from RefSeq and is a predicted model, not a curated record. Lineage: Eukaryota; Metazoa; Chordata; Mammalia; Carnivora; Mustelidae. The transcript has 6 exons. Gene Ontology annotation, cellular component: extracellular region. Bases 189 to 965 code for a protein of 258 amino acids.